UCUCUCUCAGCUUCCCAAAACCCGUGGCCACAGAGAGACCUCUGAGCUUUCACUCUCUCCGAGAACGACAAAAAGAACAGAAUAUCAGCAACAAUGAAAGAACCCCACUCGGGGCAGUCUAUAGUGGCCCAGAUUUUCUUUAGCUGCUUUUGGGCCCAAAUUUUAAAUGCCCCACAUAGGAUGAAAUUUGUGACAUAUGUGGUGAUGCUGGUUUUGACAAUGCAUUAGCUACUUGCUCCAGUUGCUGUAGUCAUGAACAUGGGAAGCAAGGAGACUUAAUUCAGGUGGUGUUUUUUCCCAUAUAGGCUUUUAUGUUGGUUCUUUUAGGACCCAACUGCAGUGUGUUUAGACCAUAAGUUCAAGUUGGUUGGAUGGAUCUCUUGUUCUUGUACUUUUCAGCUCUUGAACUGAAAUGAUCAUUCUAUGUGUAGUACUCUUAAAGUUUUGUAAGGUCACUUGGAUGGAAUAGUUAUUGCAUGCGGGUUGUUCUCCAUGAUAUUCCAGAAGAUUGGGUUUGUAAAUCAUGUUUGUCAAGUGGGAUGGUAUUGCCAGAAGCUGGUGGGAAGGACAUCACCAUGAGAACCAUGACAAUAGAUUGCUCUGAAAUGGCUACAGCAGGUGGUAAGUCCCAAGCUGUUGCUGAACAAAAGAACUCUGAUGUUGAAAAAAGCAUGUUGCUGAAUAUUUUACCUAUAUUCAAGAUAUACUGCGAUUAUCUCCCUACUUCACAUGCUACUUGGAAGGGAGGAUUUUUUGUUACUAAUUCUACACCUAAAAACUUUCUUGGUGGGUUCAAGGCUCAACUUCCACCCUCCAUCAGUCGUAGGGCCUCUGAGUUUUCAGGAAAAAUGCCUCUAGUCCUUAGUGUUGAGUUGCUUCCUCAAUCCCAAAUUUUGGCAGAUCUUUUUCAGAAUGAUUGUCCUGAUCUUCGUGACAUUGCUCUAUACUUUUCCCCUGAUGAUAAUAUUGAGAGUUCCAAAGAGCACGCUGCCUCCCUGUUUGAGCAGAUGGAGGUCCAAAAUUCAAUGAUGAGAAGCUCCUUUAAUGGUGUGGAGUUGCUGAUUUUUACAUCAAAACAGCUGCAUGUGGACUCACAGAAUGUUAUUGCAAGGUUAGAAGCAGAAUACCAGUUUUGGGGAGUCUUUCGCCCUGUAAAAGACAAUCAUACUCUUGACAAGGUAGAUGCAGAACCCCCUCCAGUCAUUUCUUCUGUGGAAUAUGCACACAAUGACUGUGUGAGCAUGGAUGAUAGUGAGGCAGUUGAUAUGGAAAUUGAUAUGGUAGCUGGAGAGAAUGUGGGGAGAGUUGAUAUGGUUGUUUCAAGAUAUGCAUCCAAGAGACAUUAUGAACUCACUUCUAAUUCUGGGAGUAACUUGCAUAGGUUAGAUAGAAAGACUUCAACUAUUUCGAAGUAUUUGAUUUCUAGUAGUGAACAAUUAAUAUUAGGGUAUAAACAAGGGGUAAAAAGUAGAAGUGAGAUUGCUUUUGAGCCCCACUUGCACAGCUCAAAUAGGAAGUGUUUCAAUACAGUGGACCCAGAUGGAGUUCCUCCGGGAUUUGAGAAAGUUUUAAGACAAAACUGAGAGAUAGUAUACAAUACUACAAUCAUAGAGGAAAAUCCUGCAGUACCAUCCAAGAUAAAGUUCAGUUGAUGGGGGAAGAUAUGGCAGCUGUAGCAGAGAAAUAUGAACUGGGGAUGUAUCAUGCUGAGAAGGAAUUUGAGUGAGCAGGGCUUCUUUCAAGCAUGACCAAAUGCCUCUACCCAGUUUGGCUUUGAAAUCUGUCCUUAUUGCAUGGAAAGAACUUCACACGUAUACUUGUAGGUGUUAGUUGAACUUGUUAGCAACAUGGUAAAUCUGUAAAUGGCUGUAAGAUUUCAUGAUAUAGUCAAGUGAGUUGAGGCCUGGACUCUUGGACUGAUUAAGGCACCUGCAAAGUGUUCAUUAUAACUUUGCUUUUACCAUGCCAUUACAAUGUGAAUGUUGCAUGCUUGCUGCAAA
Molecule: messenger RNA, 2000 nt
Organism: Quercus robur (English oak)
Lineage: Eukaryota; Viridiplantae; Streptophyta; Magnoliopsida; Fagales; Fagaceae
Exons: 9
Coding region: 477-1583 (368 amino acids)
Source: RefSeq, a predicted model, not a curated record